CUUUACUCAGCUCUGGUCUUGCUGCAAUCUUGAACGGCGGUGACUGAUGAGUGCAGCGCUGAGUGGAGUCGCUUGGCUCUUUCUUUAACGUAGAUAUUUUAUCAGUUUUAUUCGGUGUUUCACGGAACAUUUUCUCCAGAGGUGAAGCGUUACACGUUUGUCGAAGAUGUCUGUGGCCGGGCUGAAGAAACAGUUCCAUAAAGCCAGUCAGCUACUCAGUGAAAAGAUCAGCGGGGCAGAGGGAACAAAGCUGGAUGAAGACUUCAUGGAGAUGGAGAGGAAAAUUGAGGUGACCAACAAGUCGGUGUUUGAGCUCUUGUCCAAAACAACAGAAUACCUCCAGCCUAACCCAGCCUCUCGAGCCAAACUGAACAUGCUGAACACUGUGUCUAAGAUCCGAGGACAGGUGAAGACCACUGGCUACCCUCAGACCGAAGGCCUGCUGGGAGACUGCAUGCUGCGCUACGGCCAUGAACUGGGAGAGGAGUCAGUCUUUGGCUGUUCUCUGGUGGAUAUGGGUGAGGCCAUGAGGCAGAUGGCAGACGUGAAGGACUCCCUCGAUAUAAACGUCAAACAAAAUUUUAUUGACCCCCUGCAGAAUCUACAGGACAAGGACCUCAAAGAGAUCACGCACCACCUGAAGAAGCUGGAGGGCCGCAGGUUAGACUUUGACUAUAAGAAGAAGCGUCAGGGGAAGAUCCCAGACGAGGAGAUCCGGCAAGCUGUGGAGAAGUUUGAUGAGAGCAAAGAGCUGGCCGAGAGGAGCAUGUUCAACUUCCUGGAGAAUGACGUGGAGCAGGUGAGCCAGCUGUCGGCACUGAUCGAGGCGGCAGUAGAGUACCACCGGCAGUCGCGUGAAAUCCUGGAGGAGCUCAGCGGAAAGCUGCAGAAGAGGAUAUCCACAGCCAGCAGCCGGCCCAAGAGAGAAUUCAAACCAAAGUCCAUCAGGAGCAACAAUCAGCACAACGGCCUGACCUACAGCUCCUCGCUCAAAUCCACCGCUGAUCAUAUAACCUCCGUUCCACUGUCAUGGCCCGAGAGCCCCACAACCAAUGGCAAUAUUCACCAGUCGGAGGUGUUGGACCAGCCGUGCUGUCGCGCCCUCUAUGACUUUGAGCCAGAGAACGAGGGCGAGCUGGGCUUCAAGGAGGGGAACAUCAUCAUCCUCACCAACCAGAUAGACGAGAACUGGUAUGAAGGCAUGAUCAACGGCGAGUCCGGCUUUUUCCCCAUCAACUACGUGGAGGUCAUUGUCCCCCUCCCUCAGUGAAGACCGGCACCUGGAGUCUUCUACAGACUCCCUCCUUCCUCAUCACACUCAGCCUCAGCUCGACUCAGGCCUGAAAAUGCACAGGGCCUGCUCAGCCCGAAGCCGAAACAUUUCUGUCUUCUUAUUUUCAAACCGAGCCAGAGAGGUAGUAGUUUUGUCCCAAGCUGACUUAAGAUCAAAUGUGGCUGAUCACAUUGUUUUCUCUGUUGAUAUUUAUGAACCUGAAGCCAAUGGAAACCCAAGCCGUUAAGUGGUUGGACCUUUUGGUGUCCUCUGGGUCUGACCGAGGUGAAAAUGUCUAGCAGUCGUCAAGCUCUGUAAUCCACACCGUCAGUCCUUCAGAUGAUGCUGGUCGAAGUUUAUCAUGUGGAGCUGUUUCUGCCCCCUCAUCACGAAAUGAGGCUCCUUAUCUUUGCUUGAAGUGCACCACUGGACAUCAAAACUACAAGUUAUAUGAUUUUAUUAUUAUAGUCACAUAAGGAACAUAAUACACAAGUUAAUCCCAUUAGCUUGUAUAGUUACCUGCAUCUCAAAAUCCCCUCAUAGCGGUGGCUUGAACUUCAGUGGUUCCUCGCACCAUGCUGACCACGUACUACUGUAGCUAGCUUAUAAGUAAUAUUUGUCUCAAAGGUUUUUGGCUCCACCCCAAUACAAUCGGGGUGUAUGGAAUUUCAGUUCAGGAUUUAAGUAAGACAAGCUAAGAAAAUAGGCAUUGCUUUAAGUUGGGUGAACUGACCCUUUUAAAAAAGAGAUGAAGACCCAAUGAGUUGAUGGCAAGCCUCUGAAAAUCUCUCAGCCAGUGCGGCCCUUGAAGACUUUCAACGUCCUGUAUUCCACUGAUUUUGUGUUUUGUAUUGGUAAAUUCUUUUAUGUUCUGUGAUAUUAUCAAACACAAGCCUCGAAUGUUUAUGAUGCCUUACAAGGCCUUCAAGUGAAGUCUUGCCAAAGUUCAAGGAUAAUUCCAGUUUAUUACAGCCUCAUCAGUAAUAAAACAUGUACUCAUCAAGUUAAUUGCGGAGAUUGGGAACAUGUUUGUAUUGCUUAAAAGAAGUCAGACGGGUCAAUAAACACCAACAGUCAGACAUUUAGGCAGGUUGUAAACACUAACCAAUGUUUUCAUAUCAACACAGGGUCAAAUGACUACUUGUAUCUUAGGGAUAAACCGAAUGUUCGGCCACUGAAAGUAAUCGGCCAAAAAUAGCACUUUCGGUGUUCGGCCUAAUAAGUCAAAAGACCUAAUAAAUUUUACCGAACAAUUAUGUUGACAUGUCGGCAGUGUGGAAGCAUUUUAAGGUGUCUGGGAAAGACACAGAAAUGGCUGAGUAAACACUGAGUAAAAAGCACAUUUUGACUAUUUAAUUUCUGCAAUGGUAAAAAAAAAAAAAAAAUGCAAAAAAAAAAAGGGAAAAACGUUGUUCAGUAUUCGGGAAAGUUUUUCAUUAUAUUCGGCUUCGGCCAAGAAUUUUCAUAUCGGUGCAUCCCUAUUGUAUGUGAAAGGUGUCACUUGUUGUGAUGAACAAGCAGAGUUAUCACCAGUUAUCAUCUGCAGUUCCCGUCAGCUCUAGAAAGCUAAAAGAGCACAUCAGGGAUUAUUGACAAUGUUUCAGGCGUGCUCGCUUUCAGUUUUACCCCUCAAAAAGAUUUUUUACAUAAUCUGGACAAACUGUUCACUGCUUGUAUACAGCCUGUCUGAUGGUCUGACUGCUCAUGUUUCUAACUCUGUUGGACUUUGUUGCAGCGAUCUUGCCAUGUUCUCUGAUUUGAUGAGUACACACUGUUAUCAUAACAGAUAGAAAUGAGAAAAACAACACCUGAGUUGUUAUAAACCUGGAUUAUUGUUUAAAAUGUGAAAGGAAACCUUUGAUCGUGGAGCCUUUAGCUGGAUGGUGCUCUUCCUGCCCACUCAAACAUUCCAUUGCUAGUUAUUUUAGACAUGCUUUUAUUUUGUUAACAUUUCAAGCCACAUCUUUUGAACAUUGAUCACUCCUAACUCACAGAGUUAAAGUCACCGGUGUUUGAAAGCCUCCCAUUCGACUGGGCUCAUGGUAGACAAUACGUGAUGUACAUUACUACUGUGUUAGACUCUGCGUGUGUUCAGGUCGGCCUGUCUUGCGUUGUUGUGUCGUCUUUUCUCCUCCCCCAAACUGACUUUGCCCGUUUGCCUGCCUCUUAAGUGUUGCCCUGAACACGGUGUUAGACUUGUGAGGAACUGAAGUGAACUCCAUCUCUCUGAAUGUCCCUCUCUUUCUCUGUUUACAUGCUCGGACUUAUUGUGACAUAAUGUAAGGACUGUACUGCCCGCUCUGUGUCAGAUAGGGAUGAAUGCCUUGUCACACUGAAACCAUACGAAAGUGCUUUUUGAAAUGUCGUCUGUAUUGCACUGAAGCUUUAGAAUCUACCUACCACACACGUUUAUGGACGUGCAUUUUUUUGUUUGUUAAUGUUUUGUUUUUCCUUUUCUUCAGUGUUGCACUUUGCGUUACUCACAGCGGGGUUAGAAUCACUACUUUAUCAGAUAUAUACAUGAAGUCAACACAGUAGAUACUUAGAUUUAUAUAAGCAUAGAUGUUCUUUGUACUGUACUAUCAUGAAUCCACUAUCUCAAUUAUUGUAAUGUAGAUUGGAAAAAUGGUUAUAUCACAUCUUAAAUCAGACGUGGAAGUAGAUGAACCUUGUGAAACUCAAUACUGCUGUCUUAUUAGCUAGUGAUAAGCUGUAGGGUAAGGAAAGGUCUGUCACUUGCCUCGCCGUGCUGACAAACCUGUUCAUUUAGGAAGUCCCAUCACAGCAUGAGUUGGCAAAACACCUCGGGAGCCUCAUACCCAGGAUGCCACCAGAUGAAUUCAGUAUAAUCGACAUUUCCACAGCACUAAUUCUGUGUGAACAUCAACAGAGUUACACAGAAAUACUGUUUUCUAUCUCUAAUAUACUCUGCAGUUUUGUUAAAAUGUUUUACAUUGAAAGCUCUCCUGUUGCUUAAAGGGCAUAGAGUUGCUAUUGUAUAAAUUGGGUCUAUCAAAAAAUUCAAUUCAUUUCCUCCAUAAGCAAUGUGAGGUAGCUGACAUUUGGAGCACUUCCACAGCUUGGAUGGGAAGGAUUAACAAAUGGGCUAGAAAAUAUCUGCUUGUUUUAGGGCUGGGCAACAUGGCCAAAAAUGUUAUCACGAUAAAAAAUUCGAUAUUGAUAAUUAUCAUGAUAAAUGUCAAAUCACUAUUUCUAUGGAGUUUAAAAGCUUAUUUUUGAAAGUUUAAGAAACCAGAUGCUUAGUUGUGGUUUUAAACUGUUCUUUAUGGUCAGAACAAACACGUGAUGCCAUAUAGUGGAUCACUUAACAAAUCUGAGGUAGAACAUUCAAAACAAUUAUGAUUAAAAUCUUUUUUCAACAAAUAUGAGUAAAAUUAAGUAAAUUCUUUUUUCAGUCCCUUUUUCUCAGCAAAAUAAAUAUCUUAAUUGAAGCACUCUUGAUUCAAUUUGAACAUUUACUGAACAUUUGUUAGAAUAUAGAAAAUUAUAUUGCGAUAAUUAUCAGUAUUGUUUUAUUUAUUUAUUUUUAUAUAAAAAAGUCCAAGGUACAAGCCAAUGUACAUAAAAAGAAGAAAUUUGGCAAGAAACAUCCAAACACAGAGUGAUUGAUUGAGAGUUAAAGGUUACGCUUUUGAGAAAACAGCCUUUUGGUGUCUGGGUCGACGUACAGCAACCACAGUAUAGCAUGUUUUUUGCAACAACAAAGAAUUUUGAAUUCAC
Molecule: messenger RNA, 5014 nt
Organism: Micropterus dolomieu (smallmouth bass)
Lineage: Eukaryota; Metazoa; Chordata; Actinopteri; Centrarchiformes; Centrarchidae
Gene: sh3gl3a
Product: SH3-domain GRB2-like 3a
Exons: 10
Coding region: 167-1270 (367 amino acids)
Biological process (GO): endocytosis; synaptic vesicle uncoating
Cellular component (GO): glutamatergic synapse; cytoplasm; presynapse
Molecular function (GO): protein binding
Source: RefSeq, a predicted model, not a curated record